Messenger RNA from Camellia sinensis, 2414 nucleotides. NCBI's taxonomy places the organism in Eukaryota, Viridiplantae, Streptophyta, Magnoliopsida, Ericales, Theaceae. The record is from RefSeq and is a predicted model, not a curated record.
UCUAGCUAUCCAUAUGGAACUUCACAAGUAGUAAUUUUAAUGACCUAGCUAGCAUUUGAAGACAAUCUAUGUAUGUUUGAAUAAAACAUAUCCAUGGGAGGUCAGAAGGUGGUGGUGAUCCAGGAUGCAUCCCGAGAAGUUAUUUGGAGCGCGAUCAGAUGGAUCCUGCACGGCUUUUCACUUAAGCCGGGCGAUGAGCUUACACUUCUUGCUGUUCUUCACCAGGUUAAUAACCCUAGUACGUCAUCUCUCAUGGGAGCUGGGAAAUUUUUGGGAUUCAGAAGUAAGGUGGAUUCCGGUAUUUUUGGAGCAAACCCAAAACUUGUGGAGGAAGAAGUAGCCAGGAAGAGCGACGAGUACCAGAAGAAUGAAGAAGCAGCACAACUUUCUCACCAAUGCAAAAUGCAAAAGAUUAAGUUCUGCAUAGAGGUGCAACCCUGGCCUUCUCCAAAAGUGGUUGCUGUAGAAGUUGCCAAAGAAUUUAAGGCAUCAUGGGUGAUACUUGACAGGCAGAUGAAGAAAGACAAGAAAUACUUCUUGGAGAGGCUCUCAUGUGGAAUAUCAAGGAUGAAACGCGAUAACACCAUUGAACAGCUAAGAGGGCCAAAAGCAAUUGAGAACCCCAAAUUGGCUGCAGGAAAAAGCACCACUACCUAUGUAACAUAUGCUGAAAUGAUUCCAGAACUGGGGAAAAAUGUUUCUCCCAAUAAAUCUCCAAACACUCAAAAGACCCCCUCAGGCACGGAACAAGGUGGCGAUGAAAGUGGAGAACCCCCACGUGAAAACCAUCAGAAAUUGCCAUUAUCUAAAUCCUCAUCAAGUGACCACAUGUUGACAAUUGCAGUUCCAAAUUCAAGCAAAGGGAACACAGUUCAGGAGGAAGAAGACAUCACUACAAAAACUGAACAAGAAAUGGCUGAAGAACAGUCCUCAUUUUCCAUUCCUGAUGCUAAAGAUGGGGGUCAAACAGAGGUAAAUAAUACAGCUAGUCCAAAUGAACUAGAGAAGCACACCAGGGAAGGCAAUUUGAUGGGAGGGUUUAAAUCAGACCAGGCAUUUGAAAAUUCCAUAUGCUCAGUCUGCCAAAACAAACGACCCAUGUUUGGAUGGAAGAAAGAGUUCACUUAUGCAGAGCUCCAUGCAGCUACAGAGGGGUUUUCCUCAGCGAACUUUUUAUCAGAAGGUGGAUUUGGUUCUGUGUACAGAGGAGAGCUGAAAAAUGGUUUGAAGAUUGCCGUUAAGCAACAUAAUCAUGCUAGCUUUCAAGGAGAGAAAGAAUUCAAGUCCGAAGUUUAUGUGCUCAGCAAGGCCAGACAUAAGAAUUUGGUUAUGCUGUUGGGCUCAUGCUCAGAAGGGAGUCACAGGCUGCUUGUUUAUGAGUAUGUCUGCAACGGUGAACUGGACAAACAUUUAUCAAGAAACACAAAGGAACCUCUCAAUUGGGACAACAGGAUAAAAAUAGCAUUGGGAGCUGCCACAGGCUUAAAAUAUCUUCAUGAAACCAACAUCAUCCACAGAGAUGUGAGACCAAACAACAUUCUUGUAACACAUGAUAAUGAAGCACUGCUAGGAGAUUUUGGUCUGGCAAGAACUCAUCAUGAAGAUGCAGAUGACUCACAGACCAAAGUUGUUGGAACUCUUGGAUACUUGGCUCCAGAAUAUGCAGAAAGUGGAAAGGUGUCCAGCAAAACAGAUGUUUAUUCCUUUGGGGUGGUUCUAUUACAGCUGAUCACUGGACGGAGUACGACAGAAAAGAUCACUGAUGGGGAAAGUCUUACUGGAUGGGCACGACCACUUUUGAAAGACAAGAACUACCCAGAUUUGAUUGAUGAAAGGAUUGUGGACUCCCAUGACAUGCACCAACUGUUUUGGAUGGUUAUAGUAACAGAAAAAUGUCUCAGCAAGGAUCCUAAGAAGAGAUGGAAUAUGAAAAAUGUGGUUGAUGCUUUGGAGUACAUAAGCUUUGGAAACACAACAUGUAUAAGAGACUUCUCACCUCCAGAAUCAGAUUCGAUAAGUACCAUAAUGGACUCCCCUGGAUCGCAAAACAAUUCUGAGGAAAGCCCUAGUAAUACACGAGUAUCCACACUCAGAGACACCAUAUCUGCAAGAAAAUCGAGAGUGUCGUCGUCAACGAGUUCUGAACAAUCCAAUCACCUUGGUGGAAAGGAAAGAGAGAGAAGAAAGGGAAUGGGAAUGAACAAUAGCGAAUUGCUUUACGAGGAGAUGCUUAAUUGAUGAAUUUCUCAAGUUUCCAGAGUCUCUGCUCUGUUCUGUGCUCUGUAUUUGGAAAUGGCAGUUAAUUACCUACCUCACAGUUUCUUAGGGCUGUAAAUAAAAGGGUCCACUCUGUUUCUAUGUUAAAAAUUAGAAGGAAAAAAAAAAUGUUACCUCUGUAACAAAUUUGUCAAUUU